Messenger RNA from Pecten maximus, 1128 nucleotides. Its product is annotated as methyltransferase-like protein 27. NCBI's taxonomy places the organism in Eukaryota, Metazoa, Mollusca, Bivalvia, Pectinida, Pectinidae. The record is from RefSeq and is a predicted model, not a curated record. The transcript has 6 exons. Bases 133 to 834 code for a protein of 233 amino acids.
UAGCUACGACCCUGUAUUUGGAAUACGCCCUUUGGUACCAUCUGCGCAGAUAUCUAAUUGCAUGUUAUUUCCAAGUAUAGAGCGGGCGGUAGCAGCAGAAGUUUAAGAGGAUAUUCAUCAAACACAUACGGUAUGGCAGAAGAAAAGGCCAAACGAUUUAUACAAUCCAGCGAUGCCCGUGACGGUCAGGCGUACGGUACCAACUUUGGCGCACACAAACCCGGAAUGAGUAUGAUAGAGGUGGCCGAGUAUUACUCCAAAUGGGCAGAAGAUUACGAACAUGAUCUAAGCCAAGACAGAUAUCUAGGUCCAUUCUAUGCAUGCAAGGCAAUGUCGGAGGAAUAUCCGCUCACCACCACCGACCGGAAGUCGAUCAGAAUUUUAGAUGUGGCAUGUGGUACUGGCUUUCUAGGAGAAAAGCUUAAGGAAGAGGGCUUCACCUAUGUGGACGGCCUAGACCCGUCUGAUAAGAUGCUGGAUGUAGCCAGGACAAAGGAUUCAUACACAAACUUGUAUUGCGAGUUUAUGUCCGAUGCCACCCUUCCAAUUGAAAAUGAUAAAUACGCCUGCGUCGUCGUUGCCGGAGGGAUGGGGGAGGGCCACAUUCCGUGUGCAGCUGUAACAGAGAUGAUCAGGAUAGUUCAACCCGGGGGUUACGUCAUCAUCGUGAUGAGGGAGGAAUAUCUCACUCACGUGCAGGAAUACGCAGGAAGACUUGAAGAAUGUUUCCUUAAGUUUGAGAAUGACGGGAAAUGGAAACGGUGUUCACGAACAGUUGUAUCCAAGUAUUCGUUUGACAAUAACGGAGUGAUAUUUAAGUUCAGGGUUUGUUAGAUUUCGGACGAUAUAUGCAUAAUAUCAUUUCAGUGUAUGUUAACACAGAAGCAACAACGCGUGUAUAUAUUUAUGUUCAAUUAUGGUCAGAUAUGUUAUCAUUAUGUGUUGAUUUUCUCAACAUCAUUUGGGAUUUUGGCGUUCAUAACAACUGUUAUCAUUUCUAUAAGUUAUCAGAGUUUUUGAUGGAGACUAUCCGUAGUCGUAGCGAUAUCCGAAACACAUGGGGCAAUGGAGAAUUCAUUCUUGAAGCAAUAUAGAUACAUAAAUAAAACUUAUCUAAAAAAACAAGAA